This is a messenger RNA of Trematosphaeria pertusa, 3095 nucleotides long. RefSeq lists its product as uncharacterized. NCBI's taxonomy places the organism in Eukaryota, Fungi, Ascomycota, Dothideomycetes, Pleosporales, Trematosphaeriaceae. The record is from RefSeq and is a predicted model, not a curated record. Bases 1 to 2967 code for a protein of 988 amino acids. The transcript is spliced from 4 exons.
AUGGAUGUAUGUCCGCUACCGGUAGUGUCGCGCCGUUCCGCGACGUUCGGCCCUCAUUCUCGGCACACUCCUCGGAGCUUCGGUGGAUACUCUUCGACAUCGCACAGCAUGGUUGCCCCCAAACGCAUGAAGAAAUUCAUGGCUAAGUUUUUCCACAAUCCCCGCAGGGAGAAGCUAGUCUACGAGGUAGAGACUAAGCCACCAAGCCAUGUAUCAGGGUUCACCGACGACGUUGUUCAGCGAGAACCGGAACGGCUCGCCGAAUGCCGUCUUGGGAUCAACGAGGAGGGAACUCGUAACGACGAGGCUUCCACACAAGGUCUAGUAAAGGAGAAAAAUCUUGCACCGGUGAAGCGAUCAGCGAAGAACCCAAAAACUGAGCCGAACCGUGAGCUCAGAGCAGUCAAAUCAGGACACAACAAGCCCUCUCCCCGCCGGAAUUUGUCCUUCAAAAGAUCAGCCGAGUCAAGCAAUGGAAGCCGCACUCCAACCAGCUUGCCCCUAAUAACCACUCCCCAAAAUGAUACUUCCGGUAGCCGCUUGCGUAGGCCAAAACCGAACUUAGAGGCGAACAUACCACGUCCACUAUCCAUGACCAGAGCUCCGAGACCGCAAAACCAGCUAUCCAGUGCACAAACGCGUCGAUUUAUAUCCCUAAGAUACUCCAAGCGUGCUUGGGAGCCGCGAGAUGGACAAGUCCCAUCACACCCUGACCUUAGCACGUCAAACUCGGAAGAAGAAUCACCCGACGGGACUCUGGUGUCGACGAUGGAUUCAGUAUUGAACAAGGGCCUACAACCUUCCUCAGCCUCGACUGGCUGCCUGGGUGGUCUGCCAUUCAUAAAGAAUACGCAUAAACGAAAGCCAGUGUCCGACGUGUUCGCCAUAGCAUCCAACAGAAAUUCUCAGCAUGGAAGCUCCCCGGGCACGCUGUGUGAUGGCCGUAGUCCACACACUUCGUUGGUGUUGAAUGGAGUCAAAAACGGUCCUUCAAGGCAGUCCGGAGGGCACCCACCUAUUCCGCAGAUUGCCCAGGUUGUUAGGAAAGCUUCUGAGCAUCCGCUAAUUGAGAAACAUGAGGAUGCGGUCCCCCCACCGCAAUUGGAAAGACCCGAUGCAGACGUGGGUGCUCUUCAAACCCAUCAGACAGGGGAACACAGUGCCGUCGAUGCAUGGCUCGAAGCCCGUGAUCGUAUGGAAGCUAUCAAUGAUGAAUCGACUCUGUUACAGCACCCAGCAGUGGAAGAUACUCGAGCUGAGCAGCAGAAGCCAGUAGCGGACAGCAUGCCUGCAGCGGCUCCUCGCUGCGACGCAGGCACCGGAAGUCGCGGCCGAGAUAAUAUCGAGGUUCCAAAGUUCUCUUGCGGGCCCUUACAAGGGCCGUCGGAGGAAAGCACUGACUUCCUGCCUGAGAUUCUCGCUGGCAGUACGAGCCUAAUUCCCAAGGAUGUUUCCUUAGAUUUUUCGCGCAUCUCACAUCCUGCUGCGCAUCCAUUUACUAUUCGACGAACGGCUUCUGCUAGCAACUCACAACCGGUAGCCCUCUGUACACUAAUGUCGCAGUUCAGCGAGGAGCUUGGGCAGGGCCUGGAAGAUUCGAGCAGCGAAUACCAGGGCGCAGGUCAGAUUGCUGAAACAGCCACUGAACGGCCGCUACUUCCGCGAAAGGCUUCAAGCAGGAGGAAGUCUAUCGCCCCUUCGUUCCCCGACGGCUCGUCACCUUCGGCUACACCUGGUAUAUUCCAGGAUCCUUACCCGAAGACCGUCGCGCCGUCAAGCGCUGCAGGCCUUUUAGGACAAGAUACUGAUCGCUCCGAUUCGGCACCACGAGGGGACGAUGAGCAGAUCCAUGCCCCGUAUGAGGAAGCUAUGCUCUCGAAUCCCCCGAAAUUGAAGGGGAAGCAGAAGGCCGAUUGCGAAUGCCCCCUCGCACCCCCAACAGAGGAUGCCUUGGAGACAGCUGUUCUUCAAGCUUUGGGCAAACCUUCGGAAUCUCCAGCUACCUCCACCAAGGGAGAAGACGAUGUAGCCUCCUGGCGUUGGAAAGGCAAACAGGGAGUAUAUCGGGACGCCAGACCCUCAGACGAAGAGCUCGAGGAAGCCCUUCGUCAGGCCCUUAACCAUGCUUCGUUUUCGAAAGCGAGUUCGUCGGUCGGUCGUCAACCUUCAAAAGCCAGACAUUCUUCACUCCCUCUGACACCACUUGCUCGACCAUCACCCGAGCAGCUGCAAGAAGCUCUGCAGCAUGCUCUUACCUUCUCCCCCUCUUCCCCCUCGCCCACACCCUCGACCGUUGAACUCAAUGAGCUCCUCAGCCGCUCCGCGCCCGUGUCGCGCGUGAACUCUCGCGGCUCGAGCAUAUCAGUCGCCAAGGAUCCUAUCACCGGAUCCAGGUUCAAGGAACUCUUCGACGCGCCAGGUCUCCAGCGGCUACCAAGCUACAGUAGUGGUGCCUCUGCUCGGCGCGAGAAUCCCAAGCUGAAGCACAGACACUCUGCCAGAGUCCUAGGCAACGGCAAACCAGCUGCGCCAGGAGAAGAGAUGGGCGGUGUUGCAGGACCGACAGAUUGCCAGACGGGGAGCGGGAGAAAUUUCACCGGCUCAUACCAUCCGCAAGCGAGGCGAAGCGCCCCACCGGAUAGAGACCUGGCUUCGCAAGCGGCUGCUCUGCUAGAGGCGUCACUCUACUCCACACCUCCCCCAGAGUCGAUCUAUUCGGCCCAGCAUUUCAGGUCCCAUGGCCCGAAUGGUUUCUUGAAGGGCAUCAGGGGCGCUAACAGGCAGAGCAUGUCGUCAGCUGCACGCGAGUACCUCAACUCGGUGAAUGAGGAGACUAUUGGAGCGCAUUGCGCUAAUGAGGCGAGGACCGGGCUGCCCAGGUGGGGCCAUGAUGAAGUGCAGCGCCGGAGGCAGAGCAGGAUUGCGGAGGGGAAUGGCGAUGAGGCUUCUGCCGCUCCGGGGGAAUAGUCGGAGCAAUCGACAUUUGCGUUCGUGUGCGCUCGCGCCUGGCCUUUCGCUCUUAACUCGCGGACGUCGUGUGCUCCGCAAAACACGCACGCUCUGCACCGUGAAUCUCGCAGCUGCCCUUGCCAUCC